Messenger RNA from Phaeoacremonium minimum UCRPA7, 948 nucleotides. RefSeq lists its product as hypothetical. The coding region runs from base 1 to 948 and encodes 315 amino acids. The transcript has a single exon. Gene Ontology annotation, molecular function: DNA helicase activity. The record is from RefSeq and is a predicted model, not a curated record. Gene Ontology annotation, biological process: DNA repair; telomere maintenance. Lineage: Eukaryota; Fungi; Ascomycota; Sordariomycetes; Togniniales; Togniniaceae.
AUGGCGGUGCUAUUACCAGCAGCGUUCCUUGACGAGAGAGGCGCGCGGCUACAAGAAGGAGAGGGGAAGCAGCAUUUCCAAUACGUUGGAGGAGAAGGUGGGACAGGCAAGUCCCGUGUCAUUCACGCCAUCAAGGACAUAUUCCGGCUGAAGGACAGCCUCCAUACAUUGCUCCUCACAGGUGCUAGUGGAAACGCCGCGGCGCUUAUUGGUGGAGUGACCCUCCACUCAGCGUGUAACUUGGGCUUUGAGGGCAGGAAUGAAGCUCUACGAAGCAUUUCGGAAGAAGAAAAGCUUCGUUGGAAGAAUGUCGUAUUCUUGGUUGUCGAUGAGAUCAGCCAGGUAGGUGGCCUGACAUUUGCAUCCGUGGACAGCCGUCUAAGGUUAUACCGAGACGACGCUCAUCGUCCUUUUGGAGGAGUGCCAAUUGUAAUCCUUUGUGGAGACUUCUUCCAAUUCGACCCUGUGAGGCAGACCAGCUUGCUGCUGCCUCAGCCCAAGGACCCCGGGAGGCAGAGGCCUGAGACUUUGGCUAAGCAUCUGGCAGCCUAUAAGCUGUUCCUCCAGUUCUCUCACGUGGUCAUUCUCCGCGAGCAGGUGCGGGCGGCCCGAUAUGCUCGAUUACGUGGAUUUCUGCAGCGUCUUCGAGAGGGCCGGCAGACCGAACUAGACUUUGUACGCUUGUGUGGCCGCCUAUACAACCAGGAGUCUCAACCCUCGUUUGGCGAGGGGCUGAGAGCAGUGACGCCCCUGAAUCAAGACAGAUGGGAUCUGAACAUGGCGGCGGUGGUGCAGUGGGCUCGCGCCCAGGGCAAGCACAUCUCAAUAUUCAUAGCAAAGCACGAUGUAGAAGCAGGAGAGAAGUUGGGUGCGGAAGAGCUAUACGACGUCCUCCGCUACGGGGACGACUCCCAUCUACCGACCCCUGGCUUGUUCUUCUAUGCAUAA